Corticium candelabrum is the source of this 10216-nucleotide messenger RNA. RefSeq names its product cadherin EGF LAG seven-pass G-type receptor 1-like. NCBI's taxonomy places the organism in Eukaryota, Metazoa, Porifera, Homoscleromorpha, Homosclerophorida, Plakinidae. The coding region runs from base 169 to 9999 and encodes 3276 amino acids. Gene Ontology annotation, molecular function: calcium ion binding; G protein-coupled receptor activity. The transcript is spliced from 31 exons. The record is from RefSeq and is a predicted model, not a curated record. Gene Ontology annotation, biological process: cell surface receptor signaling pathway; G protein-coupled receptor signaling pathway; homophilic cell-cell adhesion. Gene Ontology annotation, cellular component: plasma membrane.
GCUUCCUGCGAGGAAUCCGUUUAGUGCGGUUAUGCAGACAAGUGACGUUACUCGACAUCGAACAACCGUCCACCGAGUUUGUUUCGCGUAGUGUUGAAUAAUAAGGAAGAGAAGAGAAGAGCUGAAGGGAAACUGUUGCGUAAGACGUCACUGAGUGACAGUGUUGUGAUGAUGGCGGGAAGUUUGCAGCUGUGUUUCUUUCAUCUUGUGUUGCUUUGCUCAAUCUCGUCGUUUGGAGCGAUUUCGUUAGACACGCCGGUAGCUAGAUGUUCCAUGCAUGUCGGUAAGUGUGCGUUGUGCGACGUGGACGUUUCGUCUUCUCUGGAAAGGCUGAAAACGAAGCCUCGCCAUUUGAUGGGCGUAAUUGACGUGGGCUCUGUUUUGGCGACCGUCGCUCGUCGAGGCGGCGUGGUGUGGACUAGGUAUGAAGCUCGUGUUGUAGGAAAUCGGAGCUGCUUGUAUGUCUCGCCGUCUAAUGGCCGUUUGCGGGCAACUAGCGGGACAGUCGUCUCGCGUGUGCGAGUUUGGUGGGCAUGUCGGAGUGUGCGAGACGCAGCUUUGCGGCUACAACUAACAGAUGAAACGACGGGGGAGACGAGUUGUUUUCUGUUGCAAGGGCAACUUCGGACAGGCAAAGCGCAGGAGGCGGGAGGAAAGACAUUGAAGCGGGUGGCGGCAAGUGAGCGUGUGAGGACAAUUGAGUUGCCUAGUAACUGGAUGAAGGAGUCGGGUCUGAGAAAUGGUGGAUUGUCGAGCGAAGAACGGCGCAAUGGUGAGGGCGGGGAGAAACUCGACACCACGUUCUCUGAUUCUGGAACUUCAGUAAGUAAAUGGUUGUGGUUAGAAAGAGAAAUAGAAAUGCGGAGAUACCAACAAAACAGAAAGGUUUCACAUACCAGUUGGGACAAGCCGCUAUGGGAGACCAAGAGAAACAGACGCAGCGGCAACGCGCAUCAACCUCAAUUCAGAAAAACGAGCUUUGCUUUCAGCAUAGCGGAAAAUAUGGAUCCACAUUCUUUGGUGGGCGUUGUCACUGCUACUGAUGCCGACGUUGGUCUUGCUGGAGAGGUUACCUACUCUAUGAAUCCCGUCCAGGAUACUAGAAGUGGGACAAUGUUCAAAAUAAAUUCCCAGACAGGACGAAUUGUGACAGCUCAAGCUUUGGAUAGAGAAGUGCUGCCCAGGCAUGAGUUUACAUUAAUUGCUAGAGACAAAGGAUCUCCAGUUCUAGAAGACACUGCAACACUUGUUAUUACUGUUCUUGAUGAGAAUGAUAACUCUCCAGUCUUUGAGAAGUUGUCUUAUCAGGCGAGCAUUUUCGAAAACAUUAGAAUUGGAAAGUUGGCAAAGACAGUUUAUGCAACUGAUGACGACUAUCAAUCCAAUGGAACAGUAACGUAUUCUUUAUCAAGUGCAGGGAAUUAUGAUGCUACAUUUGCUGUUCAUUCCUCAUCAGGAGACAUCACUAAUGUAAAGAGUUUGGAUCGAGAACACAGAGACAAAUAUCCAUUAACUGUAAUUGCAUCUGAUGGAGGUCCAAUACCUCGAUCAGCAGCAGUUGCUGUUACUAUAACUAUUCUUGAUGUCAAUGACUCACCUCCAAAGUUUGAUAAAAAUUUAUUCAAACGGAAUGUCAGUGAAGACACUGCUGUUCAAACAGUUGUUUUGACUGUGACUGCUACUAGCGAUGAUCUUGGCAGCAACAGCCACGUUUCAUAUUCGAUAGUUAGUGGAAACUCUGAUGGACGGCUGUCUAUUGACUCAACAUCUGGAGACAUAUUUGCGUCCAAAGAGUUAGACUAUGAAAAGAAGAAAUUUUAUAGACUUGUGAUUCAAGCGCAGGAUAGUGGCAUUCCUCCCCUUACAUCAAGUACAACAGUUGACAUUCAACUUGAGAAUGUAAAUGACAACAGUCCAAGGUUCCCAUCCGAAACAACAUAUGUUUCAAUUUCUGAAAACACAGGCAAGCAUGUAUACAUUACAUCUGUUGCAGCUGUUGACAAUGAUGAAGGAUCAUUUGGAAAAGUGUCUUAUCGAAUCACAUCUUCUCGAGUUUUGGAUACAUUUACAAUCGGCAGUACAACAGGAAAAAUAAAAACAUUGAAGGAGUUGGAUUAUGAGAGCCACACAUCGUAUGAAAUUGAAGUUUUAGCUGAAGAUGGUGGAAGUCCUCCACAAACAGGGAAGAUCACUGUUGUUGUAACCCUCACUGAUGUCAAUGAUGAGUUUCCACAAUUUACCAAAAAAGAGUAUCGGAAAUCGGUCUUAGAAUCAGCACAGAUUGGCACAACAGUUCUUGAUGUAUCUGCCACAGACAAAGAUUUCCCACCUGGUGGACAUCUAAGGUAUUCAAUCACAGCGGGAGAUGCAGGAAUUCCAUUUUCCAUUGCAGAAUUUACUGGUCGCAUUGUUGUUGCUAGUAGUAUUGACCAUGAAUUGCAGGAUGUGUAUAAUUUUGUUGUCAUGGCAACUGAUGGUGAGCUGUCCAAUACAACAGCAGUGCAAGUAAGAGUCACUGAUGAAAAUGAUUCGCCUCCUAUCUUCAAAGGAAUACCAUAUAAAACAAAUAUUGCAGAAAAUGUAGAUAUUGGAACUCCCGUUUUUAUGGUGGUAGCUGUUGACGAUGAUCAAGGAACAAACAGUGAAAUAACAUUUAGUUUAGAGCAGAAGGGUAACAUGUUUGCUAUUGAUCCAUCAAGUGGUAAAGUGACAACAGCUACAACUGUCGAUUAUGAGUCAAUAACAUUUAUGCGACUUAUAGUUGUUGCUGUUGACGGUGGUAAUCCUUCCCAUACUGUUAGAACUCAUUUGGACGUCCAUGUGUUGAAUGAAAAUGAUAACUCUCCUGUCUUUUCGGACGAGCAAAUUCACACUCGAGGAAGGGUGAAAGAAAACGUUGACCCAAACACGAUGGUAUUGACAGUAUCAGCCACCGAUGAAGACGAAAAGAGUGCACAGUCACACUUGACAUAUUCAUUUGCUGAGAAUACAACUGCCUUUCAUAUAUCUGCAGCAUCUGGUGUGAUUCGUACAUCAAAACAGCUUGAUCGGGAAUUGAUUCCAGAGUAUCAUAUUCGUGUCCAAGCUAUUGAUUCAGGUGAUCCACCUAGAACUGGAGAGACUACUAUUGUGAUUGAAGUUCUUGAUGUCAGUGAUAAUCCACCAGAAUUUCAGAAUCUGCCAUAUUCAGCAAAGAUCUACGAAAGUGCAAGUUCUGGAUCUAAUGUGAUUCAAGUGAUGGCACGAAGCAGAGAUUCGUCAGUGAGUGAUAUGGACAUAAGAUACAGCAUUCAGGCAGGAGAUGAGCUGGGAACAUUUGAGAUAAAUCCUAAGACGGGCUAUAUCACUCUUGCUAAUUAUGUGGACGCUGAGGUAACCAGAGAGUUUACGUUGAAAGUACAAGCGACUGCAGGAUUUCACUUUGCAAAUGCCAUUGUACAUGUUACAGUUCUUGAUUUGAAUGAUAAUCCUCCAUCAAUUGAACCUCUUUAUAUACAUGUCAACAUUUUGGAAGGCACUUUUCAUGAUCAACAAGUUGGUCAUGUGAGGGCCACUGACCCAGACUCGACGUCAAUCUUAAUUCAGGGGUUAGUUGAGAAGCUGCCUUCUCCUUUCCUCCAGUUUAACAACAGAACAGGAGGCAUAACAGUGAUGGCAGGAAUCAGCGAGGGAGCGUAUGUGCUAAAUACAAGUGUUUCAGAUGGAGUAACAACUGUGUCGGGUGUCACACACGUUAUCGUUCGAAAGACGUCCAAUAAAACUGUUGCUGACACUGUAAUUCUUCGGGUUGUUGAAACAAUGCUUGAACCUCUGGUCAGACUCCAGUACGCUCAGAUUCUUAAAGCUAUUGCUAAAUACAUCCAAACAUCCGAAGAAAUGGUCAAUAUAUAUAGUAUCCAGUAUUCUACUGAUUUUGAAAAUGCAAUUGACAUUCUGUUUGCUGUUAGAACGACUGACUUUGAUUUCUUGCCUCGUUCAGUUCUUAUUUCUCACCUUGAUCGAUACAUGGGAGACAUCGAAAAUGAUGCUGGCAUUAAACUGGACGAUAUUAAUGUUGAUCUAUGUUUGCGAGAACCAUGUCAGAACUUUCAGGAUUGCUCUAGUGACCUCACAAUAGGAAGUAGUCUCGAUACCGUCAGUGCAACAUCAACUAUAUUUCAUUCAAUUCAUCACUCACUGUCUUUCAGUUGCUACUGUCCAAGUGGCUACAUUCAUACAUGGACUCCACAUGGAUGUGUUGAACAGUUAAAUGACUGUAUGUCAAACCCAUGUUUAAAUAGUGGCAGCUGUAUUGAUUUAGUUAAUGGAUUUCAAUGUCUGUGUAUGAAUGGCACUGCAGGAGAUCGAUGUCAGAUCAUUUGUCCUUCAUCAUCAUGUGAUUUGUGUAACUCAAAUCCUUGUCUCAAUGGAGGAACAUGCAGUAUGAAAAUGGGAAUUACCUUUGAGUGUUUGUGUUUGCCUGGGUUUGAUGGACCAAAUUGCGAGCAAACGUCUGCACAUUUUCAGUAUGGCUCACGACUUGCAUUUCCAUCAUUGACGUCUCGGUGGCAUCUUGUAAUGUCAUUUGAGUUUGCCACUGUGGAGAGGAAUGGGCUGUUGCUGUACAAUGGGAGAUAUGGUGCACAGUACGAUUUUAUUGCUGUUGAAAUAGUGAACGGCCGCUUGGUCGGGCGUGUCUGUUUUGGGAGCAACACAGCAGUAGUCACAGUUCAGAGUCAGUUGCCUUUGGCUGAUGGAGAGUGGCACACAGUAAUUGUUUCACUCCAAAACCAGGAGCUGACGGUAGCAGUGGAAAACUGUGUAGAACGUGCUACAGGUUCUGAUUUGCCCACCAUUGCAUCUUUCAAUCCAGUUUGCUCUGCAUCAGGUCGUCUUGGUGGUCCCACGCGCUCUCUUGACCUUGAUAGUGCACUUUAUUUUGGAGGAAUUGAACAGCUAGACUUUGCCUACCUCACAACUAGUACACAAUUCUCUGGCUGUAUGAGAAAUAUCAAAAUCAAUGACAAAUUACUUGACUUAUCCAGUGCCACUCAGAAUGUUGGAGUGACAAGUGGAUGUUCACCCACUGAUUUGUCAUGCUCCACAAAUCCAUGUCAGAACUCAGGUACAUGCCAGGACAUUUGGAAUGGUUUCUACUGCUCGUGUUUGUCAGGGUAUGGUGGGCAACAUUGUCAGACACCAUCGGCUUCAUCUAAACUGGCAGGCAAUGGAUACAUUCAUUAUCAUCUGGAACGAGAAGUAUUUCUGUUCCAGUUUGGUAUUAGUUUUCGUACGAGACAACCAAGUUCCACUUUGUUUGAAACAAAACGAAGUCUACUUCGAUUACAAGAUGGCUACCUGCACUUGACAUUCAAUGUCAGCUCUGCGAUGCAUUCAUUGGUUCUUCAUAAUGGCACUGCUCUGAAUGAUGGGCUGUGGCAUAGCGUGACAGUCACAAUACAAUCAGGGACAACACUGAACUUGGACUUUGGUCGGUAUGUAGUGACCGUGCCUAGUGUUGCCACGUCAUCUACAAACAAUUUAUAUGUGGGGGGACGGCAUAUUCACCCCAAAACGGUUGUAGACAACUUUGCGGGUUGCAUUCGAGAGAUCACAAUUAAUAACCAGCUUUUGUCGACAUCAGCAGGCCAAUCUACUAUUUCAAACAAUGGUCUUAUAGUUGGUGUAACUGUAACUCAAACUCAUGUAUCCACUGGCUGCACAAGUGCCAGUGUGUGUAGUUCUAGUUCUUGUCCAUCCAACAGUCAGUGUAUUGAUCAAUGGGAGCUGCAUUCGUGCAAAUGUGACUCUGGCUAUCUUGGAAGAUCUUGUGUUUCUCCUUGUGAAUCUAGACCGUGUAUGAACAAUGGGCAGUGUAUUGUCAACAACCAAGCUAAGAUGGGACUUACUUGCCAGUGCACAUUCCCACACACUGGAACAUACUGCGAAAGCCAUCUUCCAAAUCAAUGUCCAUUGGGAUUUUAUGGCUACCCAUCGUGCCAUCCUUGUUUGUGCAAUCGUGAUGGAUCAUUGGAUGCUGUGUGUGACCAGACAACAGGAAAAUGUCUUUGCAAGGAAGGGACCUAUUCUUCUGAGGGUGACUUGAAGUGUCAGUUGUGUGGAUGUCAUGCAGUUGGUAGUAUAGGCUCCUCAUGCAAUGCAAGUGGGCAGUGUGUAUGUCGACAGUUUGUUACGGGAACAAAGUGUGAUCGAUGUCUUCCUGGCUAUCAUGGUCUUGACAACAGUGGCUGUCAUAAGGCGAUUUCCAUCAGUGGCUUCUUUGUGUUAUCGGAUUCCAGUUUCUGGUCGUUUCUUACUGAUAACACAACAAAAGAACACAAGCUUCUGUCAAUGCAAAUCAAGCAAGAUGUAGAGAAAGUACUUGCUGGUCUUCAUGGAGUUCACACAGCAUCGAUAUCUGAAUUCAAACAAUCAGAGGGACGUGUAGUCCUGGUUAUGUUUACUGUUACAAGCUCGGGCAGUCAUAAUCAGUUGUCACCAACAGUAAAUGAAGUCGUCUCUGUUCUGAGUACAGCAAUAGCUGAAGGAAAGAUUGAGCAACAUGCAGCAAUGGAUUUACGGAUUGCAGCUUCUUGUGCUGAUAAACCUUGCUAUCCUGAUGUCAAAUGUACUGAUGUGCAUGGUGGCUCUAAUCGGAAGUUUCAAUGUGGCGUAUGUCCUGAAGGAUUUACGGGUGACGGGAUCACAUGCAUUGCAACACAUCUAUUGUGUCCAACCGACGAAGGAGAUGGCACUGCUACUGUUGAUACUGACCAUGAUGCUGUUCCUGAUGACUGUGAUAACUGUCAAUAUGAAUUCAAUCCAUUACAGACAGACUCUGAUGGUGAUCUAGUAGGAGACGCUUGUCAAUUUUCAAGUGCUGUUUGCCAACCAGUCGUCACUAAUUUAGUUUACUGGCCUGAAACCAGCUCAGGAAAGACAGCUCAAGUACCAUGUCCACAGGGACAACAAGGUAUGGCGUCUCGGAAUUGCAAUAAAGGCACAUGGGAGUCACCUGUCUUUCUCAACUGCAUGUCCGAUUUGGCUCUAAAGCUCCAGCAGCAGAAAAAUGAACUUGAACAAGGCAGAGUUUUGCAGCUGUCUGAAGCAGAGAAAUUGGUAGUUCUCUUGAGAGAUGUCGGGCAGCAGGUUGCUCAGAGUGAAGAAGAAAAUAGAGAUGCUGCUGUUGCAAUCGAAAUGCUCACCAAGCUUAUAGACUAUGUUACUGCUUUGGCUCAACACGAUGCAUCUCUUACUGUCCUUGGAGAGACUGUUCCACUGGUGCUACUUGAGUCAACAAGCCAUCUUCUCACUUCUGGUAUUUCACAAUGGCAAAGGUUGAACAAAAAUGGCUUGUUUGAUGGUGCUGCAGCACUGAUGAAGUCGUUAGAAGGGAUGUCAACAGCUAUGGCAGCUAGUGAUAUCAUCCGAAAGUCGGCUGGCUCACAGAAAACAUGGAUAAAGGACAAUCUAGUGAUGCAUCUCUCAUUCAUUGCCAAUCGUCCGGAUGGUUCCGUUGCUUUCCCACCCAACUCAGCAAUCGUUCCUAGCGAUUCUAAUGGUUUCACACCAGUCACAGUCAACAUUCCAGCCGAAAUAUUUACUGAUACAGAUUCGGCUGCUGUUGGAGUUACCUCAUAUAACAAUUUAGUUGAGUUCUUACCACGAGCAUUUGGAGACUCUGUGAACAAGACUGAUGUGUCAUGGAAUAUAAACUCAAAAAUCGUAUCCGUUGCCAUUAGAUCCAAUGGGGUUAAUACGAGUGCAUUGACCAGCCCGGUGACAUUGACGUUCUCUCACCAGCAGGCUGUCAACCGAUCUACAGCACUUUGUGCAUUUUGGAACUUCUCUGGAAUAGGAAGUGUUGAGGGAGAAUGGUCAUCGUCUGGAUGUUUUCUUGUCAGAAGUAAUACAACACAUACAGUCUGCCAGUGCAACCACCUCAGCAACUUCGCUGUCCUAAUGUCUGGCGGUCGCAUUGAACUGGAAGUGUACGUUGUUGCGAGUGCAGCCAUAUGUGUCACUCUCGCUACUCUCAUAUUCUUCCUCAUUCUCAUCAUAAAAUUAUGCCACGAACGUGUGUUUGUCAUCGUCAACUUUCUCAUCUCUCUUAUCGCAUCCGAGACUCUAUUUGUAGUCGGAAUUGGUCAGGAUGAUGAGGCAACAUGCAAAGCGAUGUCAAUCCUGAUGCACUAUUUCUUCACCGCCGUGUUCACAUGGCUAAUUGUCGACCUCUACAGUCUUCACCACAUGAGUGGGCAUCGUCAUGGCGACAGGUCAAGAAUCCCAUUGUAUUGCGCAGUUGGAUGGGGAAUCCCCUUGUUGAUCGUGAGUUUUUGCGGUGGCAUCCGAUUCGAUGGUUAUUCAACUGACUUUUAUUGUUGGCUGGAUGUGAACGACAUCAUUCUGUGGGGAUUCGGUGGCCCAAUGUUUGUGACUGUCGCUGUUAUUGUUAUUAUGUACUUUGUGACUAUCGAUACAAUCAUCAAGAGUAAAAAGAAGGAUCGCAACAAGGACAUCAUCUCGUUGGCAAUAAUCGUUCUGAGGUUCUAUGUUGUGAUGAUACCACUGAUUGUGCUAACGUUUACGUUUGGCUAUCUUUUCCUACAUGAGAACGGUCAGUCAUGGGCGACGGGAUUUGGUACAGCUAACCUCCUUAUGGGGAUUGUUGUGUGUGUUUCCUGUGUGGUGCAAGUUCUCAAGCUUGCACACAAACUGGGAACAGCGUGGAAUUCGGCAUCAUACGAAAUACCAGCUGCAACUCCCUCGAAAUCGAUUCUGUCUGGAGGUAGCUCUCACCGAGAAGUUCGACCGAUGAGAUCCGUUUCGUUUCCCGAGAGUCAAAGGAGAUGCACCAACUUUGCAGCCACCAACUCACUGAGGGAUGACGAGUGGAGUAACGUCAUGCCAACGAUUGAUGAGUACAUUGAUUCGCGUGCAAGAUUUGACGAGAACUCGUUUGAUUGUGAUUUGGCAUCCGAUUCACCAUCCAAUUAUGCCUCUCUCGGUCGUGUAUAUCGAGCACAAGGUGAUGGAGCAGACAGUGAUGUUGUUCCCAAACCAUUUAUCGAGACGUCGUCCAGUGAAGCUCAGAAGUCGGCGUCUAGAGAUCAACGACCACCGACAUUCGAUAAAUCUCUCACUGAAGGAAAGGCUUGGUAUGAAGACGAAGAAGACGGUUAUGAAGAAGUGCCUAUUGGAGGAUACAGACAUGGACGACCAGAAGGACUCUCACCGCCUGUUGACGCCACUAAUGACAGCGAGAGUAUAAAGGGUAGACUAGGAAAUCAACGUAUGGAGUUUGCAGCCGAUCAACACGUGCAGCAAUCCGUACCACGUUCGUUGCCUGCAGAAAGAAAGCAGUUGGAUGACUCGAGUUCGGAAAGUUCGUCGGAUAUUGACGAGAAGCCGAUACCCGAGUACAAGACGGACCGCAGUAGAGACAGACUCCAUAAACGGCAUGGCCAUUCGCAUACCCGUCAUUACCAUCGUUCGUCUGGUCGUAGGCACCGCCAUCAUAAUCAUCGUGGCAAUAGAUCGGCGCCGAACGACGGGAUGAGAGUGCGACGAUACGCUCGGCCACAAUUCAACAGUACACCAACGAAUGAGAAUCCUGAUGGAAUGGCUGGUAAUCCGAUGCACAGCAGCGUAUCGUCACUGCAUUCGGAGGGAAAUGGAUCAACAUCGUCUGCUGUCAGAAACAUUUUACAAAGGUCUCUACCUCUGUGUCCAUCAUCUGGGGAGCAUUCAUGCAGUCAUUCAAGAUCCGAGAGUGUCGAAGUGAACAUCAAUGCUGAGAUUUCGCACUACGAAAUACCUCGAUUUGACAGCCCUGUUGGAACUAUUUCCACAUUGGCUGGUAGGUUAUACCAAAAGCCACAGAAAGAAACAGUUUUCGGAGCCAGUCCUCCACCAGAGGGUGAGAUUCACUAUGUUCACGGUUUCAAUAUGUCUGAAACUCGGGAACGAAAGGUUAGUCUGUGUGAUGUUCAGUUGGAUGUACAAGACACAGAAGUUUGAAAGACGCACGCCAUAUCAGUUUGACAUAAUCUCCUCUUCCGAACUAUUCGAUAUUGUAUAGCAUUGUACCUCACCAGUUGUACAAGUUUUAGUUUCUAUACGUACUGAUGAUGAAAUAAUGCUGUAGAUCGAGCGUGUCUAUAGUAUCUAUAAAAUCGGCUAUUCCUAUUGUUCUAUUGUUCUUUAGUAAGGAAUACAACACAUGUUAUAUGUUCGG